GGGAGAGAGACGUGUUCCAUCUCCGUUUUGUUUUUCCCCAAAAUCCAAUUUUCUGAUUCCGAGCAAACCAUGAAAACCGGAGAAAGAGCCAAAAACAAGCAAACAGCCAAAACAAAAAUGGUGAACUUCUCUUCCUCUGACGACAGCCCGGAGUUCUUCAAAGUUUUCCUACCCUACACCAGCUCACACCAAAUAUCCAUACCACAAGUUUUCAUCAAGCACUUCAAUGGAGCAAUACCAAAGAAGGCCACUCUCUUUGAUCAUACUAAGAAGCGUUGGCAUGUCAGUCUGGAGCAAACUGACGGGCGCUUGUGUUUUACCAAUGGCUGGCAAAGCUUUGCCAGUCACCACUCUCUGCAAUUUGGAGACUUCCUGGUCUUCAAAUACAACAGAAAGUCUUGGUUUGAAGUGAAAAUAUUCAGUAAAACUGGAUGCAAGAAGGGAGAAGAAGCUGUGGCUCCUCCUGAUAAGACAUUCCCAUUUGUGGAUUUGAAAGAAGAAGAUUCUGAACUAGAGAAAACUUGUAGAAAACUCACUUGUGCCAGCAAGCGAAAGCAUUCGGAAAUCGGCCUCAAGAAAAAUGAAGAGCCAGGCAGUGAGUUGUUUGGCAAAGCUUUUUCCUUAGACAUUGUAGGCUCAUCUAAAGCCGGUCUGCAUAAAUCGCGAAGAACUGUUGAAACAAAUCAAGAUGAACCAAAUAUCCCAAGAGUUGGCCGAUUUGUUGCACCAAAGAAUCCAUACUUUGUGGUGGCCAUUGCUAAACAUAUGCGGUAUGGCUUGCGUCUUCAAAGAAGUUUGGUACAGGCAUUUAACAUAAGAUUAAGGGAAAACGUGGUGAUUCGUGAUCAAAACAGAAAAAACAGAAAUCCGUGGCCAGUGAAAAUAAUUUUCAUGAGUGAUGGGCGAAUCGCUAUUGGAACUGGAUGGUCUCAUUUCAGAAAGAAGAACAACAUACAAGUAGGAGACCAAUGCGUGUUUGAGUUUGUCAUUGGAAGGGGAAAUAUAUGCAAUGAAAUGCACGUGCAAAUUCUUCGUGGAAAUGCAAGAUUAAAGAACCUUCGUUGGCAUUGGGAUUUGCAGAAGAAUGCAUGAUAUUAUGAAGGAAUGUAGGCUGAACUUAGUUAUGUCACUUGGGAUUUGCUUCGUAUUGGUUUAGUUUUUUGUAAUUUGCAGAAGAAUGCAUGGUGUGCAAAUCCUCCAAUGGCGCCU
This is a messenger RNA of Corylus avellana, 1209 nucleotides long. Its product is annotated as putative B3 domain-containing protein At5g66980. Gene Ontology annotation, molecular function: DNA binding. The record is from RefSeq and is a predicted model, not a curated record. Lineage: Eukaryota; Viridiplantae; Streptophyta; Magnoliopsida; Fagales; Betulaceae.